UGCCGCUCCAAUUCGCCAAACUCAAACAUUGUACAUGCCACAUGGCCGCCGCUUUGGUCCUCAAGCCGUCGAAGUGGCUCGUCAGCAGGAGCCUCAAGCUCCUGAAGCUCCCGCGUAACUUUCACUCGAAACCCAAAUCUCCAAACGCUCCGUCUCUGCCGUCGCCAUCCACGAACACGUCUCGCGAUAUCGAAAACAAGUACUUGCAAGCCUUCAAACGAUUUGACCGCAAUGGAGAUGGGAAGAUGUCGGGCGAGGAGCUCAGCGCUUUCUUCGAGUCCAUCGGCGAGUCCUUGCCACACCGCGAAGCUCAGAAGGUGAUCGCCGACUUCGACUCGGACGGCGACGGCUUGCUCAAGUUCGAGGACUUUGUCAGCAUGAUGGAACAGGACGGCGGCGAGGCGGACGACGAUCUCAAGAGGGUGUUCGAGAUGUUUGAAGCCGACAAAGGUUGUGGGGGCAUCACGGCUCGAGGACUGCAACAUGCGUUGUCGAGGAUCGGGGAGAGAGAACAUUCGUACGAAGAGUGUGUGAGCAUGAUACGUGCUUUCGAUCUCGAUGGGAAUGGAGUGGUUGAUUUCCAGGAAUUCCAACGCAUGAUGACUUCGAACUGAUGUUGAUGCGAUGUAGGGCCGGAGAGCUUUCUUGUGAAAAUAGCGUCACGGACAAGUCAAUGUAUCGAUCGAGUCCAUGUUUUUCUAUGUUAUUCGGAUAAAACGGAUAUGUGAAA
Syzygium oleosum is the source of this 730-nucleotide messenger RNA. RefSeq names its product probable calcium-binding protein CML41. The record is from RefSeq and is a predicted model, not a curated record. The transcript has a single exon. Gene Ontology annotation, molecular function: enzyme regulator activity; calcium ion binding. Lineage: Eukaryota; Viridiplantae; Streptophyta; Magnoliopsida; Myrtales; Myrtaceae. The coding region runs from base 42 to 614 and encodes 190 amino acids.